Messenger RNA from Chara braunii, 4803 nucleotides. Lineage: Eukaryota; Viridiplantae; Streptophyta; Charophyceae; Charales; Characeae. The record is from the annotation of a GenBank genome assembly.
CGGGUUGUGCAUUGCAUGGAGGCUUUCAGACGAGGCCGCCACCAUGACUGAAGGAAGUUGUGAUGGAUUUGACAUUGCCAGCGAAUCCUUGCUGCCCAUUAAUGGUGAAGAGGGAAGGACGCAGGGACUCGGAUGAAAUAUGUCGAGCAGCAAACAUUCAAAAUUACAAGAAAAAGAGUACAUGAUAUUUUGAGAAGCUGAUGGGAACGAGGAGUUUGUGGCUGUCGUUGAAUGAGAGAAACGGAUAUGGGAGCACUGGGUAGGCGCGGAAGCACGUCGAGGGGGAUGUUGGGAAGGAUGGAGAACGUCUUCCCUUUGGAGACAUGGCUGGGUCAUUCAGAAGAUGAUAUCUUCUUGAGGGCACCCAGAGGUGGGGGUGUAGAAGGCGGAGGACUGAUGUUGGGUGGUGGCACAUCAGCUGCCGCCGAGACAGCCAAGGCGUGGGCGGUUGUCCGAAGUUUCAGCAAGCAAGAUGAAGACCACAGGAGGAGUAAGGGGAGGAGGAUUACAGAUGGCAGUGACAGCAAUCGCAGCGGGAGCAACAGCAGCAUGACUGGCUCUUUGCUGCUGAAGAAAGCGGUUGGCGAUGUGUUAAUGGCAUUGCAUGGGCUUCGGCGGAAUCGUUUCUUCAUUCCAAUAGGCAACGGGGAGGCUGAAGUUCUGGUCGGCCUCCUCCGGGGCAGCCUGGUGGGAGCGGAUGGAGGCAGCAGCAGCAGCAGCAGGAGGGUAGCGAUGGGAACGUCUCAUGAGCUGGCUGAGGUCCAAGAGUGUUGUCUUCUAUUGCUGCAUGUGUGGGUCCGGCGAGCUGCAGUCAAUCGGCGCGCAGAUGGGUCUUUUGUGGUCACAUCUCUGCCGACUUCCUGCCUGCAUGCUGCUGUUGAAGCUGCGCGGCUAGUGCUCCGCCACGCAGAGGGACCCGAAGAGGUGAAUCAAGGCGGCAGGAGCACAGCAGCAGCAAUGCUGUUUCUAGGGGGAGUGAGCACUGCGGGUCGUUUCUGUACCAAGGAGCUGCGCCAAGCAUGCCAGUCUGCAGUUGUGGAAGCAAUGCGCAUGCGUCCUGCAUCAAUUCUGCGGAGCGGGAAGCUUCCAGUCGCGCUGUCGGGGGUGGGUUAUCUCCUGUAUGAAGCGCACGGGCAAGCCUUGGAGUCGUUGGUCAGAGCCCUUGUUUCGCUUUGGAGCAGCAGCAGGAGGAGCCAGGGCGGCACCAGCGCCAUCGGGACUGCCAAGAGUGAAGACGAUAGACGAGCAGAUGAGCAGACAUGGCGGCCAUCUUUGGAGGAAGGCAGGCUCGUCUGUCGAUUGCUGGAAUACGAGGGCGUGGUCAUCCAACGGCGUGCAAGGGCUCAGAGGAGCCUCAAUCAACGGAUGAUCGGUCUUGCUGAUGCCAGGGUGUUGGCAAAGCUUGUCUCGGCGGCAGUUAGGUGCGAAAACUGUGGAGACAUCAUUCUUGGCGUAGCAGAGGAGGAGGAAGAGAGGGGAAGGAAGACUAGGAGGACGGGAAACGGACAGAGUUUCGGGGAAGACGAGAUUCUUGCUGUGCGUUGCGCAAGUGCGAUGGCCCUUGCAGGAUUGCUGAGGGGGUUUCGGAACGGAGUGGAUGCCAGAUCAACAAGGUCCCAAGCUGCUGCUGCUGCUGCUGCUUUAGCCCCCCACCCCCAUCAUACCAGGCACAGUCAACAGGAUGCCCGUGGAGGCCUUCGCCAUCAACCAGCAGGGUGGGAAAAGUUAUCCGACUGGGAUAUGGUAGCGUUCACUCUUGAAGAUUCCCUGAGGUGGGUGGCCGACGAAGCUGCUUCUACAUCUCUUAUCUCCGUUGGCCACGUGAGAGCAGGAGCAGCCACAGGUGGAUUGGCACGGACGUCGACACCGAGGAUUGCUGGAUCUGGUAUGCAGACGAGGUUGCCAUUGGCUAGUUGUCCUUCCCCGGAGGAGACUCAGUUGUCGUCAACAAUAAGUCGUUCGCAAGAUGCCCGCAAUAGCUGCUGCCAGAGCUGCGGGGAUCCCCUCACGCUGAUGGGAGUGCGCGAGGGGAGUGUCGAGCUUGGACGGCAGCGAUGCUGGAGACGUUUUGUAGCGUAUGCAUGCACUCUCUAUUCAGCGGGCGACGCUGGAUCGGGUCUGCGAUUUACGCCUGCAAUCGCCGACCUUCUGACGUGGUUCUUGUUGGAAGAAUGUUUGUGUGGUUUAGAUUGGAGGCUGCAGAAGGCGGCCAAUACUAUGGUGAACCACCCACUGGGUCUUCAACGUUGUCAACAAUGCGGAAGUAAUGCGGUGAGGAGAGCGGGGAGGAAGUACGUGGAAGGACAAGAAGGAGGGAAUGCCAAGGGGGGCAAAUGGAUGGCAAUGACCAAUAGCUUUGAAGAGGAUUUGCGACAGCACGUCGCAGGUCUGGUAUUCAGGGAGGCCGGUGUGGUGACCCGAGCGCUCUGUGAGCAGUACAGGCAGGUGGACAGCGAUGUGGGAACACAGAAGAGGAUCGUCACGAAGAUGAUGGCAUACGCGCAAGGUCUACACAAAGGGCUGAGACUGUAUUAUGGACUCCAACAUGCAGCAGCACAAGAGGGACUCAUGGGGGUGGAGCAAGAGGAGAGAGAGGGGGCGCCGUGGAGAAGUCUGGGGGAAGGCCCGAGGCAGAAGGGUGAGAUGGCGGCUGGGCUAAGGAAACUUCUGGAAGCAAGCUUUCUGGCAGUAAGUGUGGUGUUUGAACGGGCCUUUGUCCAGAGUGAUGAGUGGGGUCACCCUGCGAAUAAGCAUGUGGCAACCAACAAGAAAUAUGGUGAUGAACCGGAAAGGAAAACAGGGACCUGGUGCAGGGUAGGAACUUCAGAUAUGGCGGCCGAGGCCCUAGAUGCCCUUUCUUGUAUGGAGUUCUUCCGGGUCUAUUAUGGUGGCUACAAGGACCUGGUGCAGCGUCUUUUUGAUGUCGUUACGUGCGAGCAACAACAUGGUCUUGACGACAAGGAUGAUGCCGAGCAAGACGUACGCCGAGGAGGAGUAGGGAUGUUGAUGUCCUUGUUUCCUUCCUAUAAGGAGACGGUGGAUUGGCCUGGGUGGAUGGAGCUUGUGUCGCCGGUCAGGGCCGUAAAGUGGACCGAAGACUUGCCACACUCUGCACGUGUUGUCUUCUAUAUGCAGGUGCUGGCCCAAUGCAUGGAGAUGGAAAUCGAUGUCUUUGCCGAUAGGAUUGCUCCUACGGUAUUCCUCUACCUACAUCAUCCUCGUAAGCAAAUGGCGAUGGCUGCCCAUCAGCUGUUCUCUUCCUUCCUUCAGUGGGGGCGUUCUGUUCCUCCUGCUCCUCCUCCUCUUGCACUUAGCAGCAGCAAGGAAGUAGAAAGUGAUCGCAGCGUCGUCCAUGUCGAGUCUUUGUCUUGCGAGAAUGACACAUGUAUAAAGGAUGCAGGAGAUAAGCGAGGUGAGGGACGAGGCGGGGAGGGCAAGGCUGAACGGAAAAGUGUUAGUGAGGCAAUGGCCCUAGUUGAUUUUGGCGGCCAGGUGAUACCAGCCGGCCACGCACACCAUGGAGUGGAGGGAGAUCCUGCUUUCUCUCUCAAGGAGCAACUAGCUGGAUACUAUGUUACCAGGGCAUUGGAGGGCCUACAUUUUCAUGUCACUCCUUAUGAGGGACUGACGAUCGGAUAUGCCUCCAUUGUUCGGCAUCUGCCGGCAGGCAGUCUCGUGAUUGUAGAGUCUCUCAGGCGGUUAGUCUGUGAGGCAGCGGUGACGGCGAAGUCGAGUUUCAACGAGCGAGGUACGGGGUCUGAACAGGUGGCGGGAUGGCUAGCCCGCCAACCACCGGGCCGUAAUAAUCACCUGCAGCCAGAGGGUGGUGGUGUUCAGCAGCAGAAGGACAGCAAGAAUCAUCGUGCUGGUCUUGCAGACACCGGCAUGGCGGGGAAGCAACAAGCGGGCACGGAACUGAAGGACGGGGUGGAGGAAGAGGAAGGGAAUGACAUGGAGGUAGGAGGAGGUGUGAAACUUGAGCUGCCUGCCUUCUUGCAAGCUUUGGUCUUCGUGUUGGUUCCGCUUGUUGAUGUGCAUGUGCUCCCUGGAUAUCUGGCUAUGGUGUCUUCGCUUGUGGAAGAGAUGGCUGAGCCUUCGUGGCAGGCAGCGGCCUUGGCAGAGCUAUUUGGAGCUGUGACGGACUCGCACGACUACACCAGGAAACCAGUGCUCGUAGAAUGGUACUUACGUUUGAAGCACAAGGUAGGCCGCCAGCGGGAGAAGGGAGCGAAAGCAGGACGUUCCGGAGUGUCUUUGGCCGCGACAGACAGUGGAGAUUUGAGGGAAGCCCACAACAGUGGCAUUGAGGUGGCGGUACUGUCCAAGCUCUGACUGACGUCCGGAGAUACCUGGCGACUGUUUGAUUGAUUGAUUGGUAACGUGGCAGGAUCAGAGGUAUGGGCCCAGUGUUGGUUGGCAUAGGGCCUCGCUCCACCACUCACUCAGCAAAUGUGCAAAACGAGAGUGAAUCUUCCUCUAGAACAUGGAAAGAUGCACCGCCAUAAUUUUUGUGUUUUGUGCAUGUGGUGACUGGUGGUGUGAGGCCCAUGCUGAUCCCCUCUUUGUUCACUGUCGAAGAGGAUCAGGGUGGCUGUAGUGCUUGCAGGAGAGGCGACUGUGAAGCUGAAGGAGUGGAGGAGGAGCUGCACAUCCUGUGUUGCUGCCAACCAAUGGGUUGAGGUGAUUCACGUAGUUGAAUUUGGAGACAGACAAUGGUGAAACAGUGCGCAAUUUGGCUGAGGACGGCACAGCACAGGUAUGAGUACAAGAGAUUGUUUGUGUACAUUACGCCUUGAGCAUCAG